GGGGCUUCAAUAAUAUCGUUAGCCAAUGAAAAAAUAUAAUUAUAAUAAUUAUGAAUGGAUAAUGAAAAUCAGAGGAUGCAUGGACAUAGGAAAUCAAAUUAUGAAUCAAGUAAGGAGGAGACGCAAAAGCAAAAGAAGAGAGAGGAGGAGGAGGGGUUUACUUGGGACGUUUAAGCCACGUGAGGCGGGAAACAAUAGAGAGCAGGCAUUCAACACCAAAAUCACCAUCACCCCAACCCAAUUCGCCAAACCAAAUUACGAGCCUCGAGCCUGGUGACUUUCCAUUCGUCUCCGGUGACCCUGGUGGUCGUUCCCGGCAGACCGGCGGCGUCUUCUAAGCACCAGUCUCCCCGCUUUUCAUUCCUUCACAUUUCCAUUCCUCCUUUCUUCCACGAUUAAUUUUUUUCUACAUUAAUCUAAUUCCUCAUGAUUUGUUACCCUAAUUACCAUCAUCUUCCUCCACGGGUUUUGCCCAAAUCGGAAUCCAAGCGCAAAGCACUGCGGGCUGUCGUCGUGAUUUAAGACAAUCGUCAUCCAUACGUUGAAAUCAAAUUCCUCCUUGAAUCAUUCAAGUUUACGAUCAAUCGAUCAUCAUGAGAAUCGAGGAAGGCAGCGAGAGAGACCGAGACGUAGACCUAGAGAAGGGGCUGUUGUUCAAAUCUAGCCGGUCGAGCCCGAACCUGUUCUCCUCGGACGUGCCUUCGCCAUCGUCGACGCCGAGAGGGACUCUGGUUCUGUCCAACUCAGGGAAAGCCCUGCUGGUCUCCAAUUCCAACAAGUCCCUGGGCCUGUCCAGCUCCGGGAAGCGUUUCGACAGGAAGAAGUACGUGAAGCAGGUGACUGGGCGGCACAAUGACACAGAGCUCCACCUGGCAGCCCAGCGGGGGGACCUCUCCUCCGUCCGCCACAUGCUUGAGGAGAUCAGCGCCCAGAUGAUGGGCGGCGCCGAUUUCGACGCGGAGGUGGCGGAGAUAAGGUCGGCGGUGGUGAACGAGGUGAACGAGCUCGGGGAGACGGCUCUCUUCACCGCGGCAGAGAAGGGCCACCUUGAGAUUGUGAGGGAGCUGUUGCAGUUCACCACUAGAGAGGCUAUUGCCCUGAAGAACAAGGCUGGGUUUGAUGCACUCCACAUCGCCGCCAGUCAAGGCCAUCAAGAAAUAGUGCAGUUGCUACUGGAGGUUGACCCUGCAUUAAGCAAGACGGUGGGGCAAUCAAAUGCGAGUCCUUUGGUAUCGGCGGCAGCGAAGGGGCACAUAGGCGUGGUUGAGAAAUUACUGGACAAGGAUCCCAGCUUGUUGGAGAUCCCCAAAGCCAAUGGCAAGAAUGCAUUGCAUCUCGCUGCCAGGCAAGGCUACGUAGAGAUCGUGAGAGCGUUGCUGGACAAGGACCCACAGCUGGCUCGGAGGACUGACAAGAAAGGCCAAACUGCGCUGCAUAUGGCUGUCAAAGGCGUCAGCUCUCAAGUUGUCAGGCUGCUGCUCUGCGCCGAUGCUGCCAUCGUCAUGCUUCCUGACCGCCACGGGAACACAGCCUUGCAUGUUGCCACCAGGAAGAAGCGAGUCGAGAUAGUGCAAGAGCUGCUUCUUCUACCAGACACCAACGUAAACGCACUAACAAGGGAUCACAAGACGGCCCUGGACAUCGCGGACGGCCUGCCCCUGUCGGAAGAAAUCUCGGAGAUCAAAGAAUGCCUUUGCAGCCACGGCGCCGUGAAAGCCAACGACCUCAACCAACCCCGCGACGAGCUCCGCAAAACUGUCACCCAGAUCAAGAAGGAAGUCCACAUCCAGCUUGAGCAGACCCGCAAGACCAACAAAAACGUCGACGGCAUUGCCAAGGAGCUCCGCCGUCUCCACCGCGAAGGGAUCAACAACGCCACCAACUCCGUCACCGUCGUCGCCGUCCUCUUCGCCACCGUCGCCUUCGCCGCCAUCUUCACCGUCCCGGGGGGUGACGACAACAACGGGAUGGCGGUCGUGGUCACCUCCCCCUCCUUCAAGAUCUUCUUCAUCUCCAACGCCGUCGCCCUUUUCACCUCGCUCGCGGUGGUGGUGGUGCAGAUCACCGUCGUCAGAGGGGAGACCAAGUCGGAGCGGCGGGUGGUGGAGGUCAUUAACAAGCUCAUGUGGCUGGCGUCGGUCUGCACCACCGUCGCCUUCGUCUCCUCCUCCUAUAUUGUGGUCGGCCGCCGGAACAGGUGGGCGGCGAUACUGAUUACCGUCAUUGGAGGGGUGACCAUGGCCGGAGUCCUGGGAACGAUGACGUUUUAUGUGAUGAAGUCGAGGAGGAUACGCCGGAGGAGGAGGAGGGAGAAGAGCAAGAUUAUUCACCGGGAUGGCGGGCUGCCGUCCACUCAUGACCGGGUGUCGGAUUCGGAGACGGAAGUCAACCCCAUUUACGCUCUUUGACUUUUGUUGUUCCAACUUCUUUUCUUUCCUCUUUUCUUUCUGGAACUGAGUUGAAGUACAUACAUGUGUUCGCUUGCGUGGAUUGUAUAUCUUAUCUUAAAAUAUAUUAAAGAGGAUUGAGAUUAAGACCCCCUCCACGUCAGCUUUAAAAGCCUGGCCGCAAUUUUCGGUAAUCUGAGCUUUUUUUAUUUUUUUACCAUUCACGUUCGCCUCUAUGUCAAAUUUUUUUUUCUUUUUUUGUUCAGGCUAACUACUCAUGUUUUUUUAUCCCCUUUAAACCGUUCCCUAGACUCCUCCUUGCACUAGGUUUUUCUCUUUUUCUUUUUGAUCAAUUUAUUUUGGAUGGAGAUAUGGGAGGAAAGAGAUGAUGAAAUAAAUUAUAAUUAUUGAG
Messenger RNA from Linum trigynum, 2799 nucleotides. The record is from the annotation of a GenBank genome assembly. Lineage: Eukaryota; Viridiplantae; Streptophyta; Magnoliopsida; Malpighiales; Linaceae.